Molecule: messenger RNA, 2596 nt
Organism: Hipposideros armiger (great roundleaf bat)
Lineage: Eukaryota; Metazoa; Chordata; Mammalia; Chiroptera; Hipposideridae
Gene: HTR5A
Product: 5-hydroxytryptamine receptor 5A
Exons: 2
Coding region: 59-1132 (357 amino acids)
Biological process (GO): positive regulation of MAPK cascade; adenylate cyclase-activating adrenergic receptor signaling pathway
Cellular component (GO): plasma membrane
Molecular function (GO): G protein-coupled serotonin receptor activity
Source: RefSeq, a predicted model, not a curated record
ACGGGUUCUCCCGAACGCCCCUUCCGCGCGCACCCUGGGGCGGCCCCCUGACCCAGGGAUGGAUUUGCCUGGGAACCAAACCUCCUUCCCCCUCCCCAGCCCCUCCCCUUGGGAGGCCAACCGCAGCCUCGGCGCGGAAGACCCGCGCCCCGACCCGCCCCUCCUCUCCGUCUUCGGCGUGCUCGUUCUGACCUUGCUGGGAUGUCUGGUGGCGGCGACGUUCGCCUGGAACCUGCUGGUGCUGGCGACCAUCCUCCGCGUGCGCGCCUUCCACCGCGUGCCGCACAACCUGGUGGCGUCCAUGGCCAUCUCGGACGUGCUGGUGGCCGCUCUGGUCAUGCCACUGAGCCUGGUGCACGAGCUGUCCGGGCGCCGCUGGCAGCUGGGCCGGCGGCUGUGCCAGCUGUGGAUCGCGUGCGACGUGCUGUGCUGCACGGCCAGCAUCUGGAACGUGACGGCCAUCGCGCUGGACCGCUACUGGUCCAUCACCCGCCACCUGGAAUACACGCUGCGAGCCCGCAAGCGCGUCUCCAACGUGAUGAUCGCGCUCACCUGGGCGCUGUCCGCCGUCAUCUCCCUGGCCCCGCUGCUCUUCGCCUGGGGGGAAACCUACUCCGAGGGCAGCGAGGAGUGCCAGGUGAGCCGCGAGCCCUCCUACACCGUGCUCUCCACCGUGGGCGCCUUCUACCUGCCGCUCUGCGUGGUGCUCUUCGUGUACUGGAAGAUCUACAAGGCCGCCAGGUUCCGCGUGGGCUCCAGGAAGACCAACAGCGUCUCUCCGGUGCCGGAAGCCGUAGAGGUGAAGACCUCUGCUCAGCAGCCCCAGACGGUGUUCACGGCCCGCCAUGCCACUGUCACCUUCCAGACAGAGGGGGACACCUGGCGGGAACAGAAGGACCAGAAAGCUGCCCUGAUGGUGGGCAUCCUCAUCGGGGUGUUUGUGCUCUGCUGGACCCCUUUCUUCACCACGGAGCUCGUCAGCCCCCUCUGCUCCUGUGACCUCCCCGCCAUCUGGAAGAGCAUCUUCCUGUGGCUGGGCUACUCCAACUCCUUCUUCAACCCCCUGAUCUACACGGCUUUCAACAAGAACUACAACAGCGCCUUCAAGAACCUCUUUUCUAGGCAACACUGAGUCCGAGGCCCCGGGGUAAAGGAGGGGCUGUUCCCAUAACUCAGUGAACUUCCCAGUUCCAUCCAUGUCCCCACCACUGCCCAGCACCACCUGGUAGAGACAGACCCUUCACGUUCUCCAGGGUCAUCUUCAGAAGGAAGCUAGCCUCACCUCUGCCUCCCAGGCAGGAACGGGGGUCUCCACGAGCCGACGGGGGGACUUGGCCGAAUCUACCUAUGAUUGCUCACUCCUCACCUACCAGCCACGGAAUUGCCCACAAAGGGCCCUUCCCUUUCCAGAACCCACUCCAGCAUGGUUAUUGUCCUUGUCCCUGAGAAGUCAAACACGGCAGAUGAGAGGGAGGACAUACAACAACAUGGACAGGUAGAAAUGAAUUUUUAAAAGUGAAUAAGAAGUUAUAAAGGGGACACCUGGAGGUAGGAAACCCUAAUUCCAAGUGUCCUGGAAGAAUCCCCGUUUCGCAUAUUCUGCUGUAUAGGUCCUGGUAAGUUACCCUCAUGUUGAUCGUGUGUGUCCCAAUAUUUGGCCACAAAACAUUGUCUCUAAACAUGUUAAAGUACAUAGCUGCAUCUGUAAGACCAGUGAACACUGGCUCUAUGGUUCUUUGUUUGUGGCAACAACACACACACAACCACGGAGAAGGCAAAUGUUCCAAUUGGCAACCCAUCAACUUGGAAAAGGCGCUAAAAGUCAAAUCAAAUACCUCCUUCCAUUUUGAAGCAACUGUUCACAAACCACAGGGAAAAAACAUGGACUAGUUUCAUAGAAUCUGUCAAGCCUGCUUAUUUGCUAUGGGUUUCAUUUGUAUGGAAUUUACUCAGAUGUUUAUCCUCAGAUCAUAAGAUUGGAGCAAAAUAAUUGUCAUGAAUUUGUUGGCUUCUUAAAUAGAGUUUCAUAACCAAGGACUACGAAGUCACAUUCACCAAGCAUGAGCACUUUAAGGGGUAGCUGAUUAACUUGCUAAUUGCUGUUUUUUAUUGGUAUGUGAAUGCUUGCUGCCAUACCAACACUGGUAACUAAGGAGAAAGGUGGAAAUGUGACGAAAUGUGGCCUCGGUCCUCUACAAAUUGACACCUCUAUAAAAAAAGUGAGGUGAGCCAACUAGUUGACGACACAGGGUUUAUAUGAUGAUAUAAAACCCAGGCCAUUAUACAAAACUUUAAAAGGACCUUGGACAGUAGAACGGCCUGGGGUCUGCUAUGUCCCUGAUACCUUGAAAGCAUGAAUUCAAAAAUUAGGCAUCAUAAUAACCUUUGAAUCAUUAUAAUACAGAUGGUUACAUCUAUGUAUUUCUUUUGGAUGUAAUAAAUUAUGUUGAUCAAGAUUUCAAAAGUAGGAAAUCUGUGCUAAUUUGUGGUCUUGGUUUGAAGUUUAGUCUUGCACUUACUACAAAAGUGGUCUUGGGUCGGCUGAGUGGCGUGAUGGUUAAGAACGGCUUGGGACGCCAGAGGGCCCCGGUUCGGA